AUGUAGAAUUAUACUUAGGCAAAUCAAUUAAAAAGUUUUAGGUUCACCCAACACUAACUCAAUCAGAUUUUAAAAUAAUAUUAGACCUAUGGAUUUACUUAAUCAUAGAUAUUGCAAGCCUGGCAAAAAUGCAAUCAAGAUUAGUAUCUCUUUCAUGAUGUACUAAUCUAAUAAGUGUACAAUUAAUCUAAUUUAGAAAUGCCAAAGGUACUGUGAGCAAGGAUCUACUAUAAUCGUAGCUUAAUCUCAAAACUUAAACUGAUCAAAAAUAAAUGCGGAACUCCAUAUUUAUUCAAACAGUAGAUGAUCUACAGUAUUCUAUUAUCUAAAAUCAUAUAGGAAUUGUGAUUUACCAACUCUCUAAGAAUUAUAUCGAACUAAUUAAAUUAAUUCUCCGAAUUGGAAGCCAACAGGUUUGAUUAACUUAGGCAAUAGUAAGAUAUCAUUCAUAUCUUAAGCUUGUUAUAUCAACAUUAUGCUUCAAUAUAUGUUCAAUGUAACUACAUUCAGGCAACUGAUCUUUAAUGUGUAACUGCCAAGCUCAAAGAAUAAUGGAUAAAAGGUGAUUUAAAAACUAAAGGAACUAUUUGCCUUAAUGUAAUCAGGCAAUAGAAACUAUAUAAAUCCUUGUGAAUUAAUUACAUCCCUUCAAGAAUAUAAACCAAGUAAUUUUGCAACUUAUCCUACUAGAUAUUCUAACUAUUAAGGGUGAAUAAAAUGAUUAUAAUGAAUUAUAACUGAUGUUUUUGGAUGCAAUAGAAAGCUCUUUGCUCGAUUUAAACAAUGAAUCAGUGAUCCAAGAAUUCAAAUCUAUAUUUUAUGGCUAAUCAGAAGAAAACAUUAUUGUUAGUAAUAAAGUUGUCAAAACUAAUCCAACUUAAUAUAGCUCCAUCACAAUAGAGGCUAAUGAAGAAAACCUAUUGAAAGCAUUCACUUCCUCUAGAAUUCUGUAUAUAGAUGACUAUGAAAUUUCAGAGAAGGUUUUCACAAAGGCCUUAAUUCAUCAAAACAUUAAAACCGUCCCAAAAAUAUUAUAGUUUUAUCUCAAUAGAGUUCUUUAUGAUACGAAUUAAAAUCAGCUUAUUAAAAAUAAUAAGGUCUUUACUUUCCCCUCAGUAAUAACUUUUUAUAUUUUAGACAAUUGAUAUUAGUCAAUUCAUAUAGGAUGAUUCAAUAAAUCAAUCUAAAGAAAUGCAAGAGUUGUUAAAAAAAGAAUAAGAAAUCUUGUAAAAAUUAGAAUAAUGUGGAGACAUUUAAUCAGAUACUUAAUUCGAAGGUUUAAUCAAGCUCUUUACUAAGCAGCCUAAUGAACCGUUUAUCAUUGAUCCUUAGCCAAAUCUCUAAAGUCAUAUAGAAAUGGCUAAGUAAUUGUCCUUGUAUCAAGAAGCCUUUAAGAUAAAAAAAUAGCAACUAUAGAUGGACUUUAUUAAAAUAGAAGAGCAGAAAAGAAGAGUUAUUGAAGCUAAGAAAACAAUAUAUCAAUUGACAGCUCUAUUAAUUCAUUCUGGUACUGCCUUAAGCGGUCAUUAUUAUUGUUUUAUUUAUGAUGGGAAAUUUUGGUGGAAGUUUAAUGACAGAGUUGUUACACAGGUGGAAUUUCCAGUUGUGUUUGCGGAAGCACAAGGAAAAACUAAUAAGAACACUAAUGUAUCAGGUUUGAUCUAUGAACAGUGCGAAUAAAUAAAUUAAAAGAGAUUGGUUCCAUUAGGUAAUGAAUUAGAGUAAUUUAUUGAACAGAAAAAUUAAGAACUUUUGAUGCUGUUUGAUCAGUAAAAGGUAUUAUAAAUUAAGUCUCGAAUUUUGUAAAGAGCUGCAGAGCAUAAGAUAAUAUAUCCCAAAAGUCAGAUUGCCAUAGCUUUAACUAAAUAUUAGUAUUUUGAAGAAUUUCUGUAAGGAAAUCCAAAUAGACAUUAUUUUGUUAGAUAUACUAUUUUAGAUGUAUUUUAUUAAUGUAUUUUUAAUAGGAAGAAUUAAAGAUAUUAAAUCCAAUUCUAAAAUAUCCUCAACAAAUCAAUGAAUAUAAAAAAUAUUUCAUCUCUAAUUCAGGAAUAUUCCCCAAAAAUUUUGAUUAGAUGUUCUAGUAAGAUUAUUCAAAAUAUACUUUCAUAAAUAACCUAAUAUCUAACUUUUCAGUGCCUACCAUAGUAACUUCAGCAAAUUUUCAAUAAGUUAUCACUCAAUUCCAAAAGUAUUGUUUGUAAUUAAAAAAUUUGGAUAAUUCUGCAUUUGAAUACUUGACUAUCUUAUUUUAAGCAAUUUUAUUAUAAGGCUGUUUCUUAUGUGAAUUAUUGAUUCAAAAAAGCAAAUUACAAGAAGGAAAAUAAUUGACAUAAUUUAUUUUUGAAACUAUUAAAACUAGGUAAAAAUAGAAUAAUUAAUUUAUAGUUAAUUUAUCUAAGCCAUUAUAACAUAAUAACUGAGAGAAAAUAUGAAGAGUAUCAUUGAAGAAUUAGAGGAACUUAGUAAGAAGCAAAGUUUGAUCUCCAAAUCUAAUAUUACAUCACCUAGCAUUUUGGUUCCUGAUACUAUUUUUCAGAUAAAUCAGAACAAGAUAAAGGAUCUUUCAGAUGUGAUACAGAAAUUUGAUGAGUUAGAAUAAAAUACAUAGGUAAUAUAUUUUUUAAGAGUUUGAUAGUUAUGGAUUGGGUUUGUUAAUAAGAUAUUGAAAUCAAGUGAAAUCAUCCCUCAAAAAGUUCGCUUAGAAUAAGAAAUGCCACUAUAUUUUGACAAAAAACUAUAUUGA
Messenger RNA from Paramecium octaurelia, 2743 nucleotides. Lineage: Eukaryota; Ciliophora; Oligohymenophorea; Peniculida; Parameciidae. The record is from the annotation of a GenBank genome assembly.